Sphaeramia orbicularis (orbiculate cardinalfish) is the source of this 5842-nucleotide messenger RNA. It is a transcript of the gene map3k5, whose product is annotated as mitogen-activated protein kinase kinase kinase 5. Gene Ontology annotation, molecular function: ATP binding; MAP kinase kinase kinase activity. The record is from RefSeq and is a predicted model, not a curated record. The transcript has 30 exons. Bases 648 to 4778 code for a protein of 1376 amino acids. Lineage: Eukaryota; Metazoa; Chordata; Actinopteri; Kurtiformes; Apogonidae. Gene Ontology annotation, biological process: MAPK cascade; cellular response to stress; protein phosphorylation.
GGUCCACAGCUCCACAUAUGGUCAUAGUGUCUCCACCCACUUACACUAUGCUCCCACUGUUGUCAUCUCUCCGCCCAGUGCGUGAGUGUGGAGGUCUGGAGUGGAAGAUAACAGUGGAAACUGGGCAGGGUCUGACUGCACAUGAAAGCAGCCUGGGUGUGCGUGGAUCCUACUUUCUCUUUACACAGAUGACACGCCGUUUUCCGACGUGACGUGGGGUUUUAACUUCUCUCUGACAUUUCGGAUUCCAGUGGGCGUUGCUGUUCGGCUCCGACACCGGCGAUCUGUUCUUGCACAACUUUGGCAACUAUGUGGAUUUGUUGGAAGAGCUGAAAAGGAAUGCGCGGAUUUGGUUGCGUUUCCUCGAAACAGUGUCGUGACUCGGAUCGAUCUGCUGCGUCUCUCUGCGUAAUUUGGUGUUUUUUACGCUUGCACUCGACAGGAAACAUGCAGCAUGAUGUGGAGCUGCAGCCCUGCCUUUAACAGAGUGUUUACCUGUGUGGAAACAGAGCUAGGUUGCAGCUCGUACCCGUGCAGAGGCUCCAUGGGUGACCUCCGUGCGUAACGCUUGCGCUCCAUGGAGCACUGGUGGACACGCCGCUCUGCGCAAACCACACUUUAACGCAGUGACAGACAGUUGAAACAAGAUGAACCAAGAGCAGGACGGGAUAUCUUUACCGGUGCCUUGCUUUGGGGUUUGUCCCGGUAGAGAGAGCCUCGGAGCUGGGGAAAGCACAAGCAGCAGCAGCGGUGGAGGAGGAGGAGGAGGAGGAGGAGGUGGCGGAACUCCAGGCAUCCCCGCAGCCGGGACUUUUUGGCAGGAUUCGGUGGUCAGCAGCGGGGGGAUCAGCCCCACACCAGGGGGAUGCCCCAUAGACAGUGCAGGGUUGCUGUCCACAGGGAAGUGCAGCAAAAGCAGGCCGGUGGCGGUGGCCUAUGUGCUGAACAGCGAAGCCAACCUGCAGAACAACGCGGAGAACCUGGCCCUGCAGUGUCUGAGGGACGCGUGUGAUACGGUGGGAAGCAAACUGGAGACGGUCAACUUUGGGAAACUUGACUUUGGGGAGACCGCGGUGCUGGAUCGCUUUUACAAUGCAGACAUAGCAGUGGUGGAGAUGACAGAUGCUUUCCGCCAGCCCUCCCUCUUCUACCAUCUGGGAGUCCGGGAGAGUUUCAGCAUGGCCAACAACAUCAUUUUGUACUGCGACACUAACUCCGACUCCCUCCAGUCUCUGCAGGAGAUCAUUUGCCAGAAGAACACUACCUGCUCAGCCAACUACACCUUCAUCCCAUACAUGGUGACCCCCCACAAUAAGGUGUACUGCUGUGAAAGCAGCCUGAUGAAGGGCCUGACCGAGCUGAUGCAGCCCAGCUUCGAGAUGCUGCUGGGGCCCAUCUGCAUGCCGCUGCUGGACCGAUUCAUCCAGCUGCUGAAAGUGUCACAGGCCAACUCCCAUCAGUAUUUCCGUGAGACGAUCCUGAAUGAGAUCCGUAAAGCCCGGGAGCUGUACACUGGCAUGGAGCUGGCCAGCGAACUGAGCCGCAUCCAGCAGCGACUGGACAACGUGGAGUGCCUUUCAGAUGAUAUUGUCAUCAACCUGCUGCUGACGUACAGAGACAUUCAGGAUUAUGAGUCCAUUGUGAAGCUGGUGGAGACACUGGAGAAGCUUCCGACCUUUGACCCCGUGGCACAUCCACAUGUGAAGUUCCACUACGCGUUUGCACUGAAUCGGAGGAACCUGCCCGGUGACAGGCAGAAGGCCCUGGACAUUAUGUUGCCUUUGGUGGAGGGGGAAGAGCAGGUUGCCUCCGACAUCUACUGCCUGGUCGGACGGAUCUACAAGGACAUGUUUCUGGAGUCUCACUUCACCGAUACACAGAGCAGAGACAGCGGCACGCACUGGUUUAAAAAGGGGUUUGAGUCAGAGCCAACACUACACUCUGGUAUCAACUAUGCGGUUUUACUGCUGGCAGCUGGACACCAGUUUGACACGUCUUUCGAGCUUCGUAAAGUGGGAGUGAAGCUGAGCAGCCUGCUGGGUAAAAAAGGCAGCCUAGACAAGCUGCAGAGCUACUGGGAUGUGGGUUUCUUCCUGGGUGCCAGCAUCCUGGCCUGCGACAACACCAGGGUCAUCCAGGCCUCGGAGAAACUCUUCAAACUCAAAGCUCCCAUCUGGUAUCUGCGCUCACUGGUGGAAACCAUUUUGAUCUACCAGCAUUUUAAUAAGCCCAGUGUGGAGCAGCCGGCGCCCAAACAGGAGCUGGUUGACUUCUGGAUGGACUUUCUGGUCGAGGCCACAAAGAAAGAAAUCUCAUCUGUCAGAUUUCCUGUGCUGAUAUUAGAGCCCACUAAAGUGUACCAGCCUUCAUAUUUGUCCAUAAACAAAGACGUUGACGACAACACAGUGUCGAUUUGGCACGUCGCUCCCGAUGAUAAGAACAAAGGGAUCCAUGAGUGGAACUUCAGUGCCACGUCUGUUCGAGGUGUCAGCAUCUCCAAGUUUGAUGAGCGCAGUGCCUUCCUGUAUGUCCUUCACAAUGCUGAAGAUUUCCAGAUCUACUUCUGUACAGAAAUGCACUGUAAAAGAUUCUGUGACCUGGUUAACAGUAUAACAGAGGAGGCCUGGAAGGGUCCAGAGGAAGGAGACUGUGACGCUGACGCCCUAGAGUACGACUACGAGUAUGAUGAACACGGGGAGAGGGUGGUUCUGGGAAAAGGCACCUUUGGAGUGGUUUAUGCAGGUAGAGACCUCAGCAACCAGGUCCGACUGGCCAUUAAAGAAAUUCCAGAGAGAGACAGCAGAUAUUCUCAACCUCUCCAUGAGGAGAUCGCCCUCCACAAACACCUGAAGCACAAGAACAUCGUCCAGUACCUCGGCUCCAUCAGCGAGAACGGUUUCAUCAAGAUCUUUAUGGAGCAGGUGCCUGGAGGAAGUUUGUCUGCAUUGCUGAGGUCAAAGUGGGGCCCUCUGAAAAACAACGAACCCACCAUCGGCUUCUAUACACGGCAGAUACUGGAGGGGCUGAAAUACCUGCACGACAACCAGAUAGCACACAGAGACAUCAAGGGUGAUAAUGUUCUCAUCAACACCUACAGUGGCGUCCUGAAGAUAUCAGAUUUUGGCACAUCCAAAAGGUUGGCUGGGAUCAACCCAUGCACUGAGACAUUCACAGGUACACUCCAAUACAUGGCUCCUGAAAUCAUCGAUAAAGGCCCCCGAGGCUACGGUAAACCAGCAGAUAUCUGGUCUCUGGGCUGCACCAUCAUCGAGAUGGCAACAGGGAAACCACCUUUCUAUGAACUGGGGGAACCGCAGGCCGCCAUGUUCAAGGUGGGUAUGUUUAAGAUCCAUCCAGAGAUCCCAGAGUCCAUGUCACUAGAGGCCAAGGCCUUCAUCCUGCGCUGCUUUGAGCCCGAUCCGGACCACCGAGCCACUGCUCUGGACCUACUCACAGAUGAGUUCCUCACCGUCACCAGCCGCAAGAAGAAGAGCAAGAGUAGUAGUUUCACAGCUCUGACACCAGGAUCAGAGUACCUGCGGAGCAUCUCGCUGCCGGUGCCGGUGGUGGUGGAGGACACGAGCAGCAGCAGCGAGUACGGCUCCGUCUCCCCUGACAACGACCUCAACACCAACCCCUUCAUCUUCAAACCCAGCGUCAAGUGUUACAGCGAGAAGGAUGUGAAGGGGCCCAGGUCCCUCUUCCUCAGCAUUCCAGUGGAGAACUUUGAGGACCACAGUGCACCUCCAUCACCCGAUGAGAAAGACUCAGGCUUCUUUAUGCUUCGAAAGGACAGUGAGAGGAGAGCGACGCUGCAUCACAUCCUGACCGAGGACCGAGACAAGGUGGUGGCAAACCUGAUGGAGGCGCUCACACAGGGCUCUGAGGAAAUGAAACUGAAGCCCCAGAACAUCUCCACCCUCGUGGUCAGUCUGGCUGACUUUGUGCGCAUGGCUGACCGGAAAAUCAUCGCCAACACACUGUCUCAACUCAAACUGGAGUUGGACUUUGACAGCACUGCCAUCAGUCAGCUCCAGGUUGUACUGUUUGGCUUCCAGGAUGCUGUAAAUAAAGUGCUGCGAAACCACAACAUCAAGCCUCACUGGAUGUUCGCUCUGGAUAAUAUCAUUCGCAAAGCUGUGCAGACCGCCAUCACAAUCCUGGUGCCAGAGCUCAGGCCUCACUUCAGUCUAGCCUCAGAGAGCGACCCGGCCGACCAGGACGAUGUGGACGACGACACUGAACAGGACAGAAACUCCACACACCAGAGCCGUGUGCCUCCGGUCGCCGCUCACGACGACACCGUGGCCACGUCAGGUGUGAGCACGCUCAGUUCCACCGUCUCGCACGAGUCCCACAAUGCCCAGCGUUCUGUGAGCAUGGAGCUGGGCAGGAUGAAGCUGGAAACCAACAAGUUGUUAGAGCAGCUGUUGGAGAAGGAGCGAGAGUACCAGGCCAUCCUUCAACUAGUGCUGGAGGAGAGAGAGCAGGAGAUCAGACUACUGAGGCUGCGAUCUGAGCCCACAGACGUUCCCACAUCAUCAGGUGUUACAGAGACUCAACCUGCAGAGAGAGAUGAAGACCCCGAGCUGACACGAUGGCUGAGGCUUUACGGAGCCGACCAGGACUCCAUAGACUUGAUACUGAAUGAACAGUACACACUGAACGACAUCCUCCAUGAUGUAACCAGAGACGAUCUGAAGAGUUUAAGACUGAGAGGUGGGGUCUUGUGUAAACUCUGGAAGGCCAUCACAGACUACAGACAGAAGCCGACCUGAAGCCUUACGUGGCAACAACCACUCAAAGAAGUCAGGGCCUUAAGUCCCAACAGCUCAGUAUUCUCCUCUUUACCUCAGUAUUGAUACAAGCAAAACAACUUUUAGGGAAAAGCCUGUGUUUUCUGCAGCUUUCCAUCCUUACAGAGAAGACCUUUGUGUGUUUGGCUGAUAUAAAAACUAAAGGUCACUUUGGAGGCAUGAAUUACUGAGAAGUGCCACUGUAUUUUUCUUAUGCCUAAUGGAUGGGACAGGUUUUUGUUACAGGUGCAUUAAAUGACAAGUACGAAUAUCAAUAAAAUCCUGAGAACUGUCAAACACUUUCUCCUGUCUUUACAAGACGUAAAGUUUACAAAAAUGGGGACUGACAAGUUUUUAUAAUAAAGCCUGAGAUACAAAUUACUACAUUGAAAAAUCUAAAUUUACAUCCGUACUCAUGUUUUGUUUUGAUGCAGUCAUAUAUCACUACUUUAUUUAAAUGUGUUUUAAUUUAAUCUUUAUGGUAAUCUGAAGGACGUCAACGCAUGCCCUUUUUUCUUAUUUAAUUUUUUCGACAUUUCCUUUUUGUAAUGCAAAACUACAUUUUUAUUUUCAGAAACAUGUAAAUAAUGUGUUAUAUAAUUACAUGUGAAUGACUUUUAUGUACCUUAUGAUUGAUUAACAUAGUUAAAUCGUCUCCAAUGUGGAUUGGACAGAGUCUUUAAUGAACAUGUGAAACAAAAGUUUGUAUAGUAUUGUAUUUUCUAGUGUCAUAAAUCACAGAAGAUAAUAUUCAGUUACUAAUUAAUAUAACAUCAGAUCAUUUGCUCAGUUUUUACUGUUGUACACUGACAUUUGUGUGUUUAUCUUGCUUGUGUACUUAUGAUCAUUCAGUCAAAUCUAUGUUGUAAUGAAAAUCUGAAAUUUCACAUGAAAGAGCCUUGACUUUUUUCUCUUUUUUUUAUACCAUAAUGUCAUAAAUGAUGAAAUGAUCAUUACAAGUGUGGCUAUUUUGUUUCAUAUCUAACCUGACUCGAGAUUCUUGUGUCUUAUUGUUGAAUAAAAAUGUUCAUCUUGAAACUGUGAAA